GGAGCUCGCACAGAUUCCCACCGUCCUCUGGAGGCUGGGGCCUGUCAGAGCUGCAAAACAGCCGUUAAACAGUACAAGCAGGAUAUCACUGUUGAAAAUGAUCCCCCUGCUUUCCAUCCCGAUACACUCCAGCCCUUUUUUGCUCCCGAAUCUGGCUAUGUAGUUGGCGCUCUUCAGAACAUGAUACACUGCUGAAGACCUGCAAAGUCCAGAUGAAUCUGCAGUAGGAGAGGAUCGGACCCAGACCUGCCAAGAAGGAAGGACCUGGCAGAAAGAAACAGGCGAUGAGGAGCAGCAGCAGCAGCAGUAAAAUCAGAACGGCAGUGACUUCAGACACUGUGUCACCCACCAUGGAGAUGACGAGAGAGCUGAUGGAGGACCUGGUCAGGUUGGAUGCCGAGAUGCAGCUGCUGUCACAGAGCUGCAGGUUGCAUGCUGGCUCCCCACCUGUGGACCUCGCUGAUAAGGGAGAACUGAAGAUGCUCCACCGCCGCAGGAGAGACCUGGAGGGAGAAGAAGCAACACAAAGCCAAGAGGAGAAGGAUAUGCUGAUGCUGAUGACAUACUCCAUGGUUCCUGUCAAAGCCUUAAUGGAUCUGUGCAACAGCUCCAGAGGAGUUUGUCUAACAGGCCCACCUGGACCACCAGGUUUGCCUGGUAGAGCUGGUUCACCAGGACCACAGGGUGUGCCCGGACCGCAGGGGAAACGAGGAAGAAAAGGACCCCCUGGUGAAAAAGGAGAACCAGGACUUAAAGGAGAUCCUGGGCCUCUACGACUGAAAGGCGAGACCUACAACGACAUUCUCAUUGAGGGUCCUCCUGGUCCGAGGGGUCCACCAGGUCCAGCAGGCCCACCUGGACCAGCCUGUCCUGCUUGGUAUUGUAAUAAAGUGAGAAAUGAGUUCAUCAGAGAACACAACCAAAAAACCAACCUGUUGACGGAUUCAUCUCCUUCUCUGACUGGGGUGACCCUCAAUGACACCGACACAGAAAACCGCAGCUCUACAAUUAAUAAGACCGAAUCACCAACGGCACAUCCACCCGAUGAAAGACAUGCUGACAUGCUGAAUGUUACCGCUUCUAGAAAACCUCAAGGCAAGAGUACGGACUCUGGUUUAGUAUCGGUUCAUCCAGGAGGUAGCUAUGACAUCUUGAAUGAUACCAAUAGAGAUAAUGUCACAGAGGGGCCAAUUAGAUUAUUAACAGCUUUAUUUCCUCCUGACCUGAGUCAAAACAGUGAGGCCUUCAAUGGCAGCGGAAGCACUAAUGAUACACCCUUGAAAAAUGAGGUGGUAUCACCUCAUCCAGACACGUGGAUUGAAACUGCCGAGAAUAUUGCAAAGACGUUAAUAGACCUAUUCUCAGUAUUACCAGCAUCACAUCCAACACACGAAUCCAGAGAUGGUUUUACUGUCACCGACUCUGAGAAACUUCGAGACGCAGAUAAAGAAUCUGAGUCUGUAUCAUUGCGUAUAGACUACAGCAACAACACCCUCCCUGACUCCAACACAGAGGAUGUUACAGAUGAACCAGUUAAAGUGACAGAUUCACCGACUCCUCAUCCAACUAACAACAGGGACGUCACUGACUCUGGGAAAACUAACGUGGAAGCUGAGUCAAUAUCAUUUCAUGGAGAUGACAGCCAUGGCACCUCGACCUAUACCGAGAGAGAAAAUGCUACAGAGGCACCAAUAACAUUAUUAACAGCUCUGCUUUCUGCAGAUCAAAACAGUGACUCCUUAAAUAACGGUGACACCAUCACUGAUACAUCCAUAAAAAGUGAAUCACCAACAACACAUCCGGCCGAUGAGAGCAGCUACAUACUGACUGUUACCGGUUCUAGAAAACCUCAGGACAAGAGUACAGACUCCGACUUUUCAUAUUCACCCCAGAACAACAAGCCAAAUUUGUCGAGCAACGAGAGACCGACAGAAACUGUUGGAUCUUAUCUUUCUGCAGAAUCACCAACUCCGGGCUCAACUGACAAUAAAAGAGACGUCACUGACUCUGAGAAACUAGACACAAACAUGGAAGCUGAGUCAGUAUCAUUUCAUCAAGACAACAGACGCGACGCCUUAAACGAUACCAAAGGAGAAAAUGGUACAGAGGCACUAAUACAAUUACUAACAGCUGUACUGUCUGAGGACCAAAACAGUGACUCCUUCAGUAAACAAGCAACGCUUAUUGAUACAUCCAUGAAAAGUGAUUCACCGACUCCUCAUCCAACUAACAACAGGGACGUCACUGACUCUGAGAAAACUAACGUGGAAGCUGAGUCAGUAUCAUUUCAUCGAGAUGACAGCCAUGGCACCUCGACCUAUACCGAGAGAGAAAAUGCUACAGAGGCACCAAUAAUAUUAUUAACAGCUCUGCUUUCUGCAGAUCAAACCAGUGACUCCCGCAAUAACAGUGGAACCAUCAUUAAUAAACCUAUGAAAAGUGAAUCAACAACUAAACAUCCAGCUGACGACAACAACAGAGACGUCACUGAUUCUGACAAACGCCCAGACACAAACAUGGAAGCAGAGUCAGUGUCAUUACAUCAAGAUGACAACCAAGACACCUUGAAAGAUACCAAAAGCAAAAAUGCUUCAGAGGCACUAAUAAAAGCAUCAACAGACUCUUCAUAUCAACUCCAGAUCAACAACAAGAUCAACGCGACAACUAAUGAGAGAAGGACAAAAACUGAGUGCAACAUUAAAACUAUUAAAUGUUCGGUGAAAAACAACAAUACUGAGAGCACUUUUGGCGCCUUGAUGUCCGAUGCAUUUCGGCUGGAUGACGGCCGAUACUGGUUGGCUGAUCAUUUUUCAGGUCGACUUUUGGUGGAGUACAGGAACUUAUCUGAAUUUAUACAAGCUUCAAAACACUUCAAAAUUCUCGACAUCAGCAGGUUCUACCAGGGCUGCGGUCAUGUUGUUUACAAGCAGUCGCUUUACUUUCACCACGCAGGAACAAACAGGCUCAUAAAAUUUGACCUGAACACGGGGAGGAAAAACACUCUGAUCAUGGCAAACAGCAGGUAUAACAGUCUGAAUUAUCUCUUCCGCAACUCAAAGACGUAUUUCAAGUUUUCUGCGGAUGAAAACGGCCUGUGGGUCAUUUUUGCAUCCGAUACAGAUGAUGAUACAAUGGUUGCGAAGAUUAACCCUGACGCAUUCUUUGUGGAGUCAGUUAUUAACACUCAUUACCCCACAACUAAAGCAGGAAAUGCUUUCAUUGUGUGCGGGGUGGUGUAUUUUACAGACAACAAAGACAGACGAGUUACAUACGCCUUUGAUUUAAAGAAAGAGACUCUCCUGAAUGCAAGUUUUGAUUUGAGGCCAGCUAACGGCACCCUGGCUAUGCUGUCAUAUUAUCCCAACAAAAGGCUUCUGUAUAUGUGGGACAACAGCCGUGUGAAAAUCUGCAAAGUUAAACUCAAACUGGCUUAAACAAAAAUAACCACAAACCUUGUAAAAAGAGCAAUAAAAUUAUUAUUAAUAAAAUCUUUUAAGAAUCUUAAAUGGUUUACGUCAAUUUUUUGCAACACUAGC
Plectropomus leopardus (leopard coralgrouper) is the source of this 3536-nucleotide messenger RNA. The record is from RefSeq and is a predicted model, not a curated record. Lineage: Eukaryota; Metazoa; Chordata; Actinopteri; Perciformes; Serranidae.